Molecule: messenger RNA, 1311 nt
Organism: Zootoca vivipara (common lizard)
Lineage: Eukaryota; Metazoa; Chordata; Lepidosauria; Squamata; Lacertidae
Source: RefSeq, a predicted model, not a curated record
AAUAACACAGUUACAGAUGUAAGAGUUUUGUUAGUGAUACUGAAGUCCUUCUUUUCUUUAGAUGCAAAGCUUUGCACUAAAUGCCCAGAAGAUCAGCAUGCAAAUCAAGUGCGAGACAAAUGUAUCCCCAAAACGAUAACAUUUCUGACUUAUGAAGAAACCUUGGGGAUUGUCCUGGUUUCCUUUGCCCUCUUCUUGUCCUUGACCACUGGCAUUGUGCUAGGAAUCUUCAUUAAAUACAAGGAAACUCCCAUAGUCAAAGCUAACAAUCGAGACUUAUCCUAUAUCCUCCUCAUCUCCCUCCUGCUUUCCUUUUUGUCCGCCUUCCUGUUCAUUGGCCGGCCAAGCAAAGUGACCUGCCUUCUCCGACAAACAGCCUUCAGCAUCAUAUUUUCAUUCGCUGUCUCUUCUGUGUUGGCAAAAACCAUCACUGUGGUGCUGGCCUUCUUGGCCACAAAGCCAGGGAACAAGGCGAGGAGAUGGCUGGGGAAGAGUCUGUCCAACUCCAUUGUCCUUUCCUGUUCUAGUAUGCAAAUUGUCAUCUGCACCAUCUGGCUGGGAAUUUCCCCACCCUUCCCAGACUCCGACAUGCACUCACAAGUUGGAGAGAUAAUUCUUCUAUGCAAUGAAGGAUCUGUUGCCAUGUUUUACACUGUCCUUGGCUACAUGGGCUUCCUGGCAGCCAUCUGCUUCACGGUGGCUUUCUUAGCCAGGAAGCUUCCAGGGUCUUUCAAUGAAGCCAAGCUGAUCACCUUCAGCAUGCUGGUCUUCUGCAGUGUGUGGGUGUCCUUUGUGCCCACUUACCUGAGCACCAAGGGGAAGUACAUGGUAGCUGUGCAGGUCUUCUCUAUGUUGGCCUCCAGUACUGGGCUUCUGGGCUGCAUCUUCAUUCCCAAGUGCUACAUUAUCAUAUUCCAGCCAGAUCUGAACACAAAAGCACAUCUAACUACAAAAAGUGAAGGAAGUUUCUGAUUCUUAGCUUCACAUAAAAUAUGAUGUUGUUAACGUUUACCCUACCCUGGUUUGUGUCAGGGAAACUGGAAACAUUAUUAAGUCAUAGAACCACAAAUGAUAUAAGUGUGUGUGCAAUUGUCUUGCCACAAACCUCUUCACCCUUGAAAAUGACUCUAUGGAACAGUCUUAAAUUUGCAGAGGAAAACGUGUAAUCUAACAAAGUGAUAAUAUGAAUGGACCCUCCUUUUUUUUGAAUUGUAAGUUUUAUUGUAUUAAUCCUAGUACAUUCUUAUAUACAUUAUAUACAUUUUUGUAUACGUAUACAAUAUUCCAUUUCAAAUGUUAAGAAAUAAAGAU